This is a messenger RNA of Brienomyrus brachyistius, 4290 nucleotides long. It is a transcript of the gene zyg11, whose product is annotated as zyg-11 family member, cell cycle regulator. The transcript has 15 exons. Bases 291 to 2528 code for a protein of 745 amino acids. The record is from RefSeq and is a predicted model, not a curated record. Gene Ontology annotation, cellular component: Cul2-RING ubiquitin ligase complex. Lineage: Eukaryota; Metazoa; Chordata; Actinopteri; Osteoglossiformes; Mormyridae.
GUCCUUCCUGUGUCACAACCUUGUUUACCUGCCAGGAUUCAUUUCAGUUUCCUCUUAUUACGAGAAAAAACGGAUAACGCGCAAAUAUGUAAAUGAUUGCAGCUAUGUGACACCCUCGUCUCCAGUCAGAAGUGAAGAUAAGGAUGCGCCGGCGCUGGUGUGACUGCUGUAGCUUCUUCGUUUGGAAGUUUGUUAGCUAGCUCUUCGGGCAUCCUGAAUCCGUGCUGUAAUUGUCGGACGGUCGACAGCUUCACGUUCGCUCCCCGCUACACUUCAGUCGACGGCCGAAAAUGGAUGAGGCAUCUCCGGCAUCCCUGACGGAUCUCUGCCUGUCUCACGUGAGCCGGAACCUCGAGGUCUUCUCCGUGAAGCAGGCGGACGGGUCCCUGUGUCUCCGGGAGUCCCUGAUCUUUCCGCAGGAGCUCGCCGACCAACUGCUGCGCAAGAUGGCCACCGAGGGUCUGCUGAAUGACAGCACAGUGGGGAUUUUCCGGAGCUCGCAGUACCUGCGGCUACGCCGCGCCUGCAUCCGCACCGCCCGUAUUUCUGCAGAGGCCUUCCGGCGCGCAGUCUGCCUGCACCGGCUGCUGGAGCUGGAUGCGGCACGCGUCAACGCCGACCUGACCAUCGCCGACAUCCUGCGUGGCCUGGCCUCCAACAAGGAGUGCCAGGAGAGCCUGCAGAGGCUGGCGCUGAGCGGCCUCACCAUGUCGCUGGAGGAGCCCAGCCGCCGCUGCUUCAGCGCCUUGCUGAGCCUGCGCUCCCUCAGCCUGGCCAACGUGGACUUCUACGACUCGGGGCUGGCCGACGUCUGCACGCUGCCGCGCCUCGAGAGCCUGGACAUCUCCAACACGUCUGUGACCAACCUGACGCCGCUGCUGUGCUGCAGGAGCCGCCUGCGCUACCUCACCAUGCACCAGAUGAAGCGGCUGGAGAUGAGCACGGCGCAGUUGCUCUUCGUGCUCAGCCAGUUGGACGGCCUGCAGCACCUCGACGUCUCCGACGAUAAGCAGUUCACGUCGGACGUGGCGCGGCAGCUGCUGGAGCAGCCCGGCAUCCUGCCCCGCCUCGUCUCCCUGGACGUGUCGGGCCGCAAGCAGGUGACGGACGCCGCCGUCCGCGCCUUCGUGGAGCAGAGGCCCGGCAUGGUCUUCAUGGGCCUGCUGGCCACAGACGCCGGAUUCUCCGACUUUCUGUCCGGGGAGGGCACUCUGAAGGUGACGGGCGAGGCUAACGAGGCGCAGAUUUGCGAGGCCCUGCAGCGUUACACGGAGCGGGAGUGCUUCGUCAGGGAGGCCCUCUUCCACUUGUUCAGCCACACGCACGUGAUGGAGAAGCCGCGGCCCGACAUCCUCAAGCUGGUGGUCCUCGGCAUGCAGAACCACCCGACGACGCUGCAUGUGCAGCUGGCGGCCAGCGCCUGCGUCUUUAACCUGACCAAACAGGACCUGGCGGCGGGGAUGCCCGUCCGGCUGCUGGGCACAGUCACCCAGCUGCUGCUGGAGGCCAUGAAGAACUUUCCCAACCACCAACAGCUGCAGAAGAACUGCCUGCUGUCUCUGUGCAGUGAUCGCAUCCUGCAGGAGGUGCCCUUCAACAGGUUCGAGGCGGCGAAGCUGGUGAUGCAGUGGCUGUGUAAUCACGAGGACCAGAACAUGCAGAGGAUGGCGGUGGCCAUUAUCUCCAUCCUGGCGGCCAAGCUAUCCACUGUGCAGACGGCCCAGCUCGGAGCGGAGCUUUUCAUCGUGAAGCAACUCCUCCACAUAGUGCGUCAGAAGACGGUGCAGGGCACGGUGGACGCCACACUCAAGUUCACGCUGAGCGCGCUCUGGAACCUCACCGACGAGUCACCCACCACCUGCCGGCACUUCAUCGAGAACCAGGGCCUGGAGCUCUUCAUGAAAGUGCUGGAGUCCUUCCCGUCGGAAUCCUCCAUUCAGCAGAAAGUUCUGGGCCUGCUGAACAACAUCGCGGAGGUACGCGAGCUGCACGGCGAGCUGAUGGUGCCAGGCUUCCUGGACCACAUCCGCAGCCUGCUGCACAGCCCCGAGGUGGAGGUCAGCUACUUCGCUGCCGGCAUCCUGGCCCACCUGACGUCACGGGGGGAGGCCGUGUGGACGCUGGGGCUGGCCCUGCGCUCCACACUGCUCCAGCAGCUGCACGCCGCCAUCCUAAAAUGGCCUACGCCCGAGUGUGAGAUGGUGGCGUACAGGUCGUUUAACCCCUUCUUCCCCCUGCUGGAGUGUUUCCAGACCCCCGGGGUACAGCUGUGGGCUGCCUGGGCUAUGCAGCACGUAUGCAGCAAGAACGCCCCCCGCUACUGCAGCAUGCUGCUGGAGGAGGGCGGCCUGCAGCAGCUUGAGAUGGUGAGGACGCACCCGGACACCCAUGGCGACGUCCACAGGCUGGCUGAGAGCAUCCUGGACAGCCUGGAGCGUCACCGGGCACGCACUGGGCAGCCCGUCCCACAGCCCCCGCCACGCUGUCACUGGCACCAGGACACCCGCCCUGAAAAGGAUAUUCCAUGACGUCAGCCCAUGCAGACUGGUAUCUCCGCUCGGAGUUGCAUUGCUGCGGAGAGGACCGGAAAUGCAUGCGUGUGUGUAUCUGUGUAAGCGUAACGGAGAGCAGCAGGACGGCGUUCGAAGCGCAUCAACUGAACAGCUGCCUGCCGCACCUCUUCCCCUUCAGCUUCCCCACGUUACCCUGCAUUGUCACUAGGGGGAGACAGAGCUGCGAGUUUCUUUGCACAUACUGAAUAUUAUUUAUUUUUGGUUUUCAUAGGGGAUGAUGUUGCGUUACACAUGAGGAAAAGUUAGCAUGUGACGCUGGUAUCACUCUGCUGGAUUUGUGUAGGGGAAGCUGAGAGAAGAUCCAAAACCAUUCUUUGGGAGCCUCGUGUGUCUGUACAGGCAUGCCGUCAUUUCUCAGUGCUUGUAUUUUCUUAUUAGUUGUGUUUUGGAGAAAAUAUCUAUAGGGUGUAUACUCCUCCUUAUAGACUUAAGUGGCAAUAAAUAAAAAUGUAGUUGGAGGUAAACAUCUAUAUAUAUAAAGUUUUUGUUUUUUAAAAAAUAAUGUAUAUUUCUGUAAGUUGGAAGUGACUCCUUUGUGUUUGGUGCUAGAUCGUUGUAUUUUGUAUAUAAGAUACCGGUACGUUCCACAGCAUGUCAAAUACAAGCUGAAAGUUUUUAUAACCCACUGCUGCACAAAAAAAACCAGAAAAACACGCACCUCUCUGACUGCCUGACUCAUCGUGUUGUCUGAGGGCAAAAUAAUAAACGUGUAAAUAUCUCAGCAUGCCUGUUAAUGGGCUGAAGAGUCGUCGCGUCAAUAGCGGGGACCUAAGCUGGCCGUCCUGGGGCCACUCGACCUCCGAGGGGACGGAUUCCACAUCUCCAUGGUGCCACUUCUGUUACGUUUUGUAAUUAUCGUCAGGCAUCGUUCUAGUUUUUUUUUUUUAUAUAAUCAGCUCAGCGGUGCCCGUCUACCAAGCCUACGUAACAAAACUCUGUAAUCUUUCCAUUUAGAUUCCCUGGAAAUACGAAGGUUUAAUUAAAUGCAAAGUGCCUGAGUAUUACUGGAAACGUCAAAGUUAGGCUUUAGGCGACCAGUGUAGCACUUCCAGUUUAAAUAAGAUGGGUAAGGAUGGGAUAUGUACCUUAAGGUCUAGUUUAACACAUUAAGAACAUUAAACACUUAUAUUUACAGUAUAUGGAAAUGUAUACAUCAGACACGGGCAGUGAACAUCACCCAUACUCGUAUAAUUCCUGAUACAAUAUAACACACAAGGAUGAAGAAAUUAACUCGAGUCUUUCAGGUCCAAAGAUUAUUAUAAAUGAUGCUCCCUCUCCGCAAGGCCUCUUAAACGUUGAAAAUGGCUGACUGGCGCUUCCAUGCAUAUUUUACCAGAAGUAAAGCCAGAGUUAGUUAGUUAAUGCAGCAGCACGGAAGCCUGGUGGUCUAAUUUUUUAUUUGUUUGGUAAAAAGCUGGGUUUUGUAAUUCUGUUGGAAGGCUCCAUGGCUACUGAGGAAUGGCGGAAGAUCGACACCCCAUUUGCACGUGUUAUUUCCCCCUCUUUUGGAUGUGAGGCGGGACUGAGACAUGUUUUUCUGCAUUGAUGACGCGUCUCCCUUGUGGGUGAGCUUUGAACCCCACUGUCUUUCACACAGGUAGUGUUGACAUCGCUGUUGUCCUGAUGAAACUCCUCUUAUGUUUUUGCUGCUCAGAUAAAUGAUUUAUGCAAAGGUUGAUAAAGAAAUAAAGAAUGUAUUACCCCCCCUCCCUCCCAA